GGAGGGGGGGACGUGGCACGGUAAGAUGACUUGUGAUGUGAUGUGAUGAGAUGCGAUGUGGCGAGUGCAAGCCGAGGCGCGCUGCCACGCUAGCCGAGCGCAGCCGCGGAGCUCGCGCUGCGGGCGCUGCGCUACGUCAAAUGUCACCGACGCCAAGUCACAGGGCCGCGCAGGCAGGAGGGCACGAGGGCCGGCCGGCCGUCCGGAUGCCAAGGCGCGACCGGUGAUGACGUCAUGCGCAUUUACACACGGCUGCGUGUUAGCGACAGAGAGGGAAGCACGCACUCGUGGGGUCUGUGCAGCGGCGGUGUCACCUCCAGGUUGAUGUGAUGAGGGAUGAGAACCCCUAACCCCCCCUUCCCCCCCUUCCCGUCUUACCUCACCUUCCCCUCCCUGCUCUGGCUACAGACGAGAGCGUUAUGCAGUCCUUCCGUGAGCGCAGCGGUGGUUACCACAGCAACCAGCCCUGCUACCAGCAGGAACCCCAUGAAUUAUCCCGUCUGGAGACUUACCGGCAACACCCGCAUCAUCCCCAGCCCCAGCACCCGCACCCAGGCCCUGGUCCACAUCCAGGCCCAGGUCCAGGGCACGCCAGGUCAGGCUAUGAGGCUCACGCGCUGGCAAAUCCCACGAGCAUGCCUCCAGCCGGAGGAGCUGGAGGACCCAAAGACUGUUACAGCCAGCAGGCAUAUGCUGGAUACCCAGGCAAUGGCGGAGGUAACGGAAAUGGAAAUGGCAGCUCAGCGACUUCACAGGCAAAGAAAUCCUAUAGAGGAAGCAAAGUUCCCCCACCAAACCCCAGUCAGCACAUGCAGGGUCCUGGUGGUUAUAGUAACCACAUGGGGCCUGGAAAUUACUCAGCUCAGUAUUUGAGCGAGGGCCACCUCCAGCAGAAGUGGGAUGACCCUUCCCAGUUAGCACAAUACGAACAGGAGAUCGUGGGGCGCAUGGAGGCUGGUGGAACACCUGCACCCGGCUCUGCCCAGUACAUGGACCAGAACAUGCUGGGCCACACUCAGACCCAAUGCCAUCAGCCCUCCACUCCUGCCUACACCAGUCCACAUCACCAGCCCCACCCACCGAAUCCCUCCCCCUCCCCUCUCAUGUACCCCCAGAGUCACCUGCACUAUCCCCAGCACUCACCUUCGCCUUCACCGUACAUGGAAAAGUGCAGCCCCAUGCCUCACUGUUACAAAGGUUACAACAUGCCUCCGAAUUCCCAGUUUGGUAGACAGAUGAGCAGCCACGGCAAUCUGAAACAAGGGGGGUACAGGUCAGCGCAAAGCAGCUAUGGUUACCAGCAGCCCCCCUCCAGAAGUUACGAGCAGCAACCUGCUUUACAGGCUAUGACUAGCCCGCAGGAGCCCCAUCCUAAAUACCAACACUACAGCCAACCCCAGCAGAACUACUGUCUCUCAGAACUGUCCGUCAGAUCUCCUGAACAGUAUUAUCAGACUUGUAGCCCCUCGUCAAGCCACUCACCUGCACGCUCUGUAGGGCGCUCCCCCUCCUACAGUUCCACGCCGUCACCACUGAUGACUAACCCAGAGUCGUUCCAGUAUGGCCAGCCUCCCAUGACACCUGGGGCAGCAUCCUCCUCUUCUUCCUCUUCAGCUGGUAUGCAGGAGCAAGCCACUACCAACACUAUGCUGAUGCCCCCACGUUCACAUCCCUCACCCAAUGUGCCCCAUGCAACCUCCCACAGCUACACUAGCACGCCGCAGGUUUCCACCAUGAAAGAACGCUUUUCAGAGAAACUUUUGUCAAAUCCCAGCCUGUGGAGCCUAAAUGCACUCACCUCCCAGGUGGAGAAUAUCUCGAAUAAUGUCCAGCAGCUGCUGCUUUCAGAAGCCCUGGUGGCCAACAAGAAAGGCAGUAAGCGCAACAGCGGGGGGAGCAACAGCAGUGCGGGAAAUGGACCAUCCUCCAAAAAGGGUGAUGAGUACAAAAGUCCUCCAUAUCCAGAUGGUGGCUGCAGCAAUGUAGGUGGAGCCUCCAUGCAGGACCCUUACUCCACCCCGCAGCACCAGCCGAUGCCAUUGGAACUUCAUGAGGGGGGCUACUCCAGCAGUAGUGAUGAACAGCUCGAACGGGGCUACUACUAUUGUGGACAGGGCAGAAGCCCAGCACAAGCCCUCAACAACACUCAACUCAGCGUAGAUACGGUCUCAUCAUGCUCCAUGACAUCCCCAGAUGAUAUGUCAACCAGGUCUGGGGACUCAGGUCUGCACAACCUUACCCCUGAUCUCACUAGAUGCCAUUCAGGUCAAGGAGGAGAUGGCAUGAGUACUCCAGUGAAGAGUAUCGGCGAAGAAAGGUCUCCAACAAGCAUUACAAUACCCAGUCCUAUGAAACAAGAAAGAGACUCACCGUCAGAUUUACAGCAUAGCACUGAGCCUGUGAAGGAGAACUUUGAAGAAUCUGCCUGGACAGAGAAAUCCACUGAAAAAGAGGAGGUGACAAAAGGAAAAUCUCCUGAUUGUGAGAGAGAUUUGGAAACCAUCAAAAAUACAGAGAGGCUGGAGAAAUGGGCAGAUGAAGAGAAAUGCCCAGACCUAUACAUCAAAGUAAACAAAGAGGUGACAGAAAAAAGCUUUUGCUAUGAUGAGAUGGUUUACCAAGGGGUCCAGACACUAGUUGGACAGUCCCCAGCAGCUCUCUCUGAUUCUAGCCACAAGGAACACUUUGGUCAAGAUAUGAAAUCAGAGGCAUUCAAAUCUGAGUCUCCAACGGCGUCUGAGAGCUCGGUGAAAACGUUGCCUUUCAUUUCUAGAGGUGACCUUGAGCAGGAUCCAUAUUCCACAGAGAAGGACGACAGCUCAGAGAACACAUCUCCCACACCAGCAUUGGAUGAAUGCAAUUCAGACAAGAGGGAGAGCAGAGAUGAAGAGGACGAGGAGGAGCAGGGAGGAGAGGAAGGGGUGAUUGAAAAGGAAGAAGACAUACAAAAACAACAGCAACACUCUCUUUGCCCUCCUCUGUCUGAAGAGGUUAGGGAGCAACUGGGGGAGGGGGAGAAAUUGAGCCAAUCACUGACUGAAGAGCACAUGAAUAAUAGAGAUGGCCUAGAGAAGCCCAUUGGAGAUGUCCGCAGCAGAAAAGACAGUCACAGCAUUCAUCUCCAUAGCGACAAUGAGUUUGCAGGGGCACCUGUCCAUCGAAAUGCAGCUGCAACAACAGCAGCAGAUGUUUCUGCAAGGGAGUCAGCCAUUGGUGAUACUGCUCCUCAGCCUCAGUCUGCCGUGCCCAUCUUUUCAGCUCGCAAUGACAAGGCAGCACCGCCAGCUCAGGCCAGGGAUCAUAUUGAUCACAGUGAUGCUAAAGUGCUGGAGCCAGACUCUCCGCAGCUGCCAGGCAAGUCAAUACUUCCCUCAGCCCCCUCCUGGGCAAACACUCCACCUUCUCCAAAAAAGGGGGAUGAGGACAUGGAGCCAGGCAUCAGCUGUGCAAGUGCAGUGACCCCCUUGGCCAAGUCAGAGCCUGUGGCCCCAUCUGCUCAGCCGAGGACAUUUGGACGUAAACAUGUCAGGGGCAGAAGGAGAAUCAUGCAUUCAGGUGUGGGAAUCAGGCGACAACUAAGCUUGGAGCGAGAGGUGGAGAAGGAAGAGGAAGGUGCACCCUCACCUACCCAGAAACCCUGCAUGCCUUCCAGUAAAACUGUGCUAUUUUCUGAUCAAAUAGACUUAGCUAAUCAGGAGUCUAUUUUGAGCCAGACUCCCAAAAUGGUCACUGAUAGUUUUCGUUCAAGAAUGUGCACUCGUUCAUUCAACGCACCAGACUUGCCAAAAGUUGAGCCACAUGUGAAGAGAAAACCAGGCCCAAAGCCUGGAUCAAAGCCUGGGCCCAAGCCAGGAAUAAAACCUGGACCAAAGCCAGGGCAAAAACCAGGAGCAAAGCCUGGACCUAAACCUGGACCUAAACCUGGUUUAAAACCUGGAUCAAAGCCUGGGCCGAAGCCUGGUUCAAAAUCAGGGCCGAAACCUGGGCCAAAAUCUGUGCCACAAGAACCGGAGCUGCCAGAAAAAAACGAGACUCAUAUAAAAAAGAAACCAGGUCCAAAACCAGGUCCAAAAUCUGGCUCAAAACCUGGACCAAAACCUGGACAAAAGGCCUGUCCAAAGCCAGCUCUAAAGUCGGGUCCAAAACCAGGGCCUAAGUCCGGACCCAAACCAGCAGAUGAUUUGCCACCCAUUGAUGCUGCACCCAUCAAGUCUUCAGUGGGUCGUCCUAAAGGUUCAGUAUCUAAAACAAAGCUGUUGCAGGAAGAAUUCACUGAACCUGAACCUUUGACAGGGCAGCAAAGCAAAAGCAGAAAGAGCAUAAAGUCGACAAUAUCAGAAAACCAAGAUGUAAAACCAAUAAUUCAGGAGGAGCAACAAGAAAAUCAAGAGGUAAAAGCCACAGAGAAGGAGAAUAAGAACAUGGUAUUAAGAUCUAGAAAACCAUCACAAGAAAAAAAUUCAAAAGAAAAGACAGAGAAAGACACUCAGCCCCAGUCACAAACAGAAAUUAAGGCCAGUGAUAUUUCUUUAAAAGAAGAGGAUAAUGCACCAGAGGAAGCAACUGUACCUCAUAUUCUUAAUGCAGAGGCUCCAGCAGAUUCAUCUGCUACACCUGCUCCCCCAGUCCCACCCGAACAAUGUGAAGAAAACAGAUCCCAUUCAUCACUAAAACGGAAACCAAGCCCAGAAAUGUCAACUACACCCAUAAAGAAAAAAAGAGGUCCGAAGCCAAAACCAAAACCCUCACCAACACUAGACCCUCUCCUGGAACAGGGGGUGCCUCUUCCUAAAGAAAAGUGUGUUCGAGGCCCCAAAAAAAAGCGAGGCCCUCUCAAGAAGGUUUCUGUGGUCACUCCCCAAACCAAAGACAGUUCCCUAAACAUCAGUGAGUCUGACAUUGCUGGUGACGUGGCUGUUGUGCCGCCUCAGUGUCCAACUAAAACAAAGGUUCUCCCACCACGCAAAGGCAGAGGACAAAAAUACGAGGCCAUGGUGCAGAAGAUUACGUCCCCCAGCUCAAAAAAGCAUCUUCCAAUUCUUCAGACAGACAGUAGUCUCGCUGAUGAUGUGACAACCAAGGCUUUGUCUCAACAUGUUUCAAAAGAAGGUGAGACAUCAGUGCUCAGAAAUAGCGCCGAGAUGAUAGAGGGAGAUGUGAAAAGCAUAGAGUGCAGACAAGAGGGAGAGAAACAACACAAAGGGGUACUGAGAAAAGAGGAGGUGACAGAAGAAAGCAAAAACCAUGAGAUGAGUCAAUCAGCGUUAAUGCCAGAGGAGGUGAGGCAAGAAAAGGAAGAGGAGGUUAUAAAUAAGGAGGAAAAAAUACACAAAAGCAGUAAUCCAGAUGCCCAAAGCAGCAAGGACUGGUGUUCAGCAGAAUCCCCAGUGGAGCUCACGGCUUCAGGAGAGUGGACACAAGAGCAUUCAGAUGACUUAGCUACAGUUGCCAUUAAAUCUGCCAGGACUAAGAGGAAGCGAUGGGCCAUGGUGGAGAGUACAGAUGCCUCAGUAGUAGCUCUGGAAGCAGAUAGCCUCAUAGUUACAACACCAAGGCUGGCAAAACAGAGGGCCAUCAAAAACAACCACGAAAUGCACCUCAAACAGAGAAGAAAGAAAAGAAAAGGUCAAGUCCCUCUGGAGGAAGAGGAGACAGUCGAGGAGACAAAUAUCAAAAUAGAAGAGCAGCAACAGGAGGGGGUAGAAAAGAGGGUAACCCCCACAGAGUCCACAGUAGCUCUGCCAAUCAACGCAGAUGAGAUCACAGAAGCCCCCCAGGUUUCUAGCACGGAACUCAUCCAGAAACCGAGGAGAGGGAGAAAACCAUCAGUUAACUCGAGCAAGAGGAAACGAGGCAAACCCUCAUCAGAGCAGAUUCAAGGGAUGCCGGUAAAGGUCCACAAAAAGCCCGGACCCAAACCUGGGAUGAAAGAUGCCCUGGAGGUCAUUGAGGCAGUGGUGAGGGCCGCAGGGUGUGAACAGGCAGAAAAAGAGGAGCGAAAGAAGGACGGACAGGAAAGAGGAGAACAGGAAAGCGAGGAACAAGAGAAGGCAUGCAUUGUGGGCCCUGUAGUGACAGUAUCCAAGAAACGGACGGAGAGUAUCUCCGUGAAACGAAUCAGGCGGAGACCAGUUCAUCAAAAUUCGAAACUGUCUUUCUGUCCUUACGUACGGAUCAUCAAUUCCAGAGACUUUUCCUCCUGGUGCGCCAUCGUCAACCAGCCCGAGGACGCAGUCAUAUUUCAGAGACGUAGGAAAAAGGGCAUUCUGAGGAUGAGGAAUCCGUUCACCGUCGCAAAGAUAGUGCCACACACUGCUGCCAUGUUACAGGGACCCUUGGUAAAUAAAGAUAUCACUGGUAGAAGUCUCACAUGUUGCCUGUGUGGGAGGCCAGCCAACUACAAAGACCUAGGCGAUUUGUGUGGCCCCUACUACACAGAGGACGGCGUUCCACGGAAGAUACUGACGAUGGAGCACACGGAAUCCCUCACGGAGAAGUCAGAGAAGACCGACGACCACGGUAGCAGCAGCAGCAGCAGCAGCCGAGAAAUAGGCAACUCCUCGCAGGACGAAGGCGAGGGCGGCGCAGAAAAGGAGGGCACCACAGAAGAACCGGCUCAAGAGAGCAGUGGCAGCCGGCCCCACCACUGGCGCCACAGAAGGUCAGAAAGGACGGAGCGGCUGGGCCAGGAGGUGGGUCCACGCAGGGUAACCCUCCGAGAGCGGUUCAGGAGGAUGAGGCAGCUUCGGGCCAGCGCAGCGGCCUCCGGUGACCAGGAGAGCGAUGACAGCACGUUCCAAAGGCUACAGGAAGAGGCCGAGGCCAAGGAACACUGGGCCCACGAGAACUGCGCUAUCUGGACCAGGGGGAUCAUCAUGGUCGCUGGGAGGCUGUACGGGCUGAAGGAGGCUGCCACCAAAUCGGCCAAAACGAGCUGCUACAAGUGCCAGAUUGUGGGGGCGUCCCUCAGCUGCUGCUGGAGAGGCUGCUCUCAUAAAUAUCACUAUGUCUGCGCCAAAGAGAUAGGCUGCACAUUCCACGAGGAUGACUUCUCCAUCAAAUGUCCCAAACAUGAGGACCUGUAACAUAUACUAGAGCACCACCUACACCACUGACACCACCUCUUAGUCAGGAAAGCACCACCUGUUCAGCAAGAGAAAACGUCCACAGCCUCUUGUUCCUAAAAGGCUCUGUGAUGACUGACGACAGACGGAUACGUUGGCCAGUGGGACAUGAGUGGUGGGAAAAGGCUUCACUGAGGUGAAGCUAGGAGCAAUAGCAAACCGUGCAAUGCUUCUACAGAGAGGAGCUGCUCCCCAAACCUGGCUGAGAAAUGUGUUUGCCCAACUGAGCCCCUCACUGGAAGACAGACGGUAGCGGCACAGCUAAACAGAGGGAUACGCUGAGCUUUUAGACUGUGUGCCUAGGGCCCGGGUGCACAGAGGGGCUGUUUGAAAUGCAGAGCGAGGGAUAUGUGCGGGUUCUACCUUUGGAUAGGUUGCUAUCAUAUUCCAGCACCUGGUGGACAUUGAUUGGACACGAGGAUCCCUCUGGCCACCUAGUCUGUGGGCCAUGAAGUGCGUUUAAGCAAGUGUGUGUAUGCGUGUGUGCGUGAUAAUCAUCCGAUUGUCAUUCUAAGGCUCCAUCAUCUGUGUGUUUGUGCACACGUGUCUGUGUGAGUGAAGUGCAUCUCCAAUGCAAGGAUGUCAUAAAAAAAAAACCCAGAAACAAAAACAGCAGCCAACAACUGGAUGUACUAUCUCAAUGUGUGCGUUUGUGUUUUAAAACAAGACACAAAGUGAAACAAAAAAGGAAACUGUACAUGUUAAUGUGCUUUACAGGUUCUACAUAUUCUGAUAUUGAAGAGUAAAGAAAAAAAAACGGACACAGUAUUUUAAUAUAAUGCUCUUAUCUUUGGAGAUGUAUUUUGAUGUGCAUUAUGACUAUACGGCAUCACUGCGUCACCCUUGGUACAUGUCAGGCUUUGUGUUCUUCAGAAAGUUAAAAAAACAAACAAAAAAACAGUUGUGCACAUUCAAUAUGUACAAUAGAUGCCACCAUCAUCACGACAGGUUGCAGAUCAGGGCUCCCAGGGUCCAACCGGGGGUCAGGUCAUCUCACGUCAUAUGUAUGUACAGUUAAAAAGUAUUACUGUUUAACAUUGCCAUGGUGUAUGAUUAUGUCACCAACCACAGCCGUGCAGAAAGAUGUACAUUCAGCUCAGAUUUCAUGACACACGUCUGUUUGUGUAUCUCAAAUGUAGCCUCUUUCACUCCACCAUGCUAUAUAACAGCGCCCUGUACAGGGUGUGAGUUUAAGUACUGGUCAUAUCAAAUGAGACAUAUUUAAGUAUUAGAGCAUAAAAGAAAGUGCAAAAAUGCCACACCAAACUUUCUCUUUUAUGAAGCUCAUUAUUUAAUGGUGUAUAUAAGUAUUUGAUGCUGUUUAAAUGUAAGAUGUGAUGUACUAAUAUAAUUGUGUAUAGUAUUUCCUAGAGAUGUUUAUUUUCUAUAAAAUGGAAUAUGUUAUUGCUUAUAAAAUGUUAUUAAAAGAACCCAUUGAUGAAAAAAAGAACCUUUUUUGGGAAUGUCACUCGUUUUAUGUUGGAGCAUGCCGUUUUAUUGACUUAAUGUCUCUUUGUUUGGAAUCGAUGACACAGCAUCACUUUGUUUCAAAUGUUUUUUGUAACGCCAAUGUUAAAUAUACCAGCACCUUUUAAUGCUGCUAUGACCGA
This is a messenger RNA of Betta splendens (Siamese fighting fish), 8734 nucleotides long. RefSeq names its product retinoic acid-induced protein 1. Lineage: Eukaryota; Metazoa; Chordata; Actinopteri; Anabantiformes; Osphronemidae. The record is from RefSeq and is a predicted model, not a curated record. Gene Ontology annotation, biological process: regulation of transcription by RNA polymerase II; circadian regulation of gene expression. The transcript is spliced from 5 exons. Gene Ontology annotation, cellular component: nucleus. The coding region runs from base 420 to 7085 and encodes 2221 amino acids.